AUGCCGAAACGAACUAACGAGCCGACGUUUGAUCAAGAACAUGGGUGGCUGUACAAGAAACAAAAAAGCGACGAUGUUGAUCCACGCGCCCCUGAUCCCUCGAAAGUCAUCCACAUACGUAACCUCCGUCCUCAGGCGACCGAAGGAGAUCUCGUUGAAGCAUUCAAUCAUUUUGGCACCGUUGCUUAUUGCAUCUUAGUCCCUCAUAAACGACAAGGAUUGGUGGAAUUUCUGGAAAUUGAAAGCGCGAUCAAGACCAUGGAUUAUUUACAUACGGGUGGCCAAGUUGUUGUUCUUAAUUCUCCAGUUCUCGCCAAUUACUCGACAAGCGCAGCAAUCGAGCGAAUUGGCUUUGAAAGUGCCACUCCUAGUCACGUGCUUGUGUUGAAUGUGAAGAACAUCCAAGAUAAUCAUAUUGAUGCCGACAUCAUCCACAAAAUUACUCAUCCCCAUGGAGCCGUUCAAAGAAUUGCAGUUGUUCGUCGUAAUUUCGGAGUCUUGGCUUUGGUCGAAUUUGCAACUGUUGAAGAAGCCACACGAGCAAAGUAUGCACUCAAUGGAGCGGACAUUUACUCGGGCUCUUGUACCCUGAAAAUUGAAUAUUCAAAGGAAGAAAGUGUAAAAGUUAGGGCUAAUGACGCUGAUCAUCGAGAUUAUGUAAAUCCAGAAGUCCCACGGCAAAAACCGCCUUUACUAGAUUCAACCAAUUUCUUCAACACUUCUGGACCCUUUCAAGCACUGGAUGCUGUUGGAUAUCAAAAUAUGCAAAGGAGAUUUAAUAUACCAACAAAGCAACGCUUCGGCUUUUACUACCCGAUUGGAGACAGGACCAAUGACUACUCGGCAUCCUCCUCGGAGACAUGGAGACAGGAUACUCGGUCCGACUACGCACAUUCUCCUCCAACUCUCGUUGAUAGAGGAUCAGUUGUUAUGGUAUAUGGACUUGAUCAUACACAAUUCACUUGCCAAAUUCUAUUCAAUCUUUUCUGUCUUUAUGGAAAUGUAAACAAAAUUCGCUUCAUGAGGCGAAAGACAGAUACUGCUAUGGUUCAAAUGGAAAAUAGUGUACAAGCAUUGACUUUGGUACGAAACAUGGAUGAGGUCGACUUAUUUGGAAAGACAUUACAAAUUCGUAUAGCAAAGCAGAAUGAGGUGAUUCCCGAUCCCGAUCCUUUUCAGUUGGAAAAAGAUCUUAGUCUCUCGUUUGUCGAUUUUACCGGCUCUCGUUUGCAACGAUAUCUAACACCUGAAUUUGCAAGCCGAAAUCAUCCAAUACGCCCUACAGAUACAUUGCACUUCUUCAACGCACCACCUACAAUCACAGAAGAAAAGCUUUAUGCGAUCUGGAAUGAUGCGGCUGCUCCAUGCCCACAAGUGGUUCACAUAAAUGCGGGAACGAGUAGAAAAAGUGUAAGCGGAUUCAUCAAAUUUGAGCAAGUGACGCAGGCUACCGAAUCGUUGGCUCUCGUGAACCACACUCCUAUUCACACCGAUCACAAACUUCCGUGGAUCUUGAAGCUCGGUUUUUAUGACGGCGAUUUCUCAAAGUUUCGCCCCAUCAAGGAUAAAGAAGUU
Molecule: messenger RNA, 1575 nt
Organism: Mesorhabditis belari
Lineage: Eukaryota; Metazoa; Nematoda; Chromadorea; Rhabditida; Rhabditidae
Source: the annotation of a GenBank genome assembly